AACACGACAGCGUGGGAUGCCCAGGUCUCCGCCGCCUGCCAGACCGCCCUUUCCAAGCUGACGGUGGCAAGCAACCCAUCAGGGACCUGUGCUUGCUACAACCUGCCAGCUUUGGACACUCAGACCGGCGCCUUCGAGGCAGACCUUCGACUGUACCAGAUCAGCCCCGCGACAGGCGAUUUCGCUGGCAUCCCGGCAAACCAGGUCCAGGUGUCCAUGAGCUACAACGGCGCCAGCGUCAGUCCUGUGAGCGCCUCCACGGCACAGGCUAUGCUCACCACCCGGCAGGACUUGCAGUUGCUGCAGGCAUAUACAUUUGUCGGCCAGAUCGACCAGAGCAAGAUGGCCGCCGGCGAGUUGUCCACAGUUGAGGCACAAACAUAUGUGAUUCCCACCCUGACUCUUUCGGCGCAAAACGCAGCUGGAAGCACAGUCAGCACCAACGUCUCGGUCAACGAGGCCGCCUUCGUGGCAGGUGCCUUCUCUACCCUGGUUGAGCUGUCGACAACGGCCCAGGCGCAGAUUGCUGUCGACGAGGUUGUUGCAGGGCUCGCCAACGGCACGGUUGCGUUCGUCCUGCCGGGCGUCAACCUUCUCAUCUUCCCCGUGGGGCUCAUUGUCUCGGGCGUCUGGUUCGUCAUUGGUAUCGCCGUCAUCGGCUUUGGCUUCUUUGAGCGCGUCCAGUACCGCGAGACGUACAGGCGGAGAGCGGCAAUGGCU
This is a messenger RNA of Cryphonectria parasitica EP155, 720 nucleotides long. RefSeq lists its product as uncharacterized. The transcript is spliced from 2 exons. Lineage: Eukaryota; Fungi; Ascomycota; Sordariomycetes; Diaporthales; Cryphonectriaceae. The record is from RefSeq and is a predicted model, not a curated record. The annotation marks the transcript as partial.